AUGGUGCCGGCAGUCUGGCCACUGCUGCUUGUCAUCGCAACAGCCUCAUCCACAUGGCUUAAACCAAAUUAUCUCACCGAGCUUGAUUUUCUCAACGCUGCAGAACUGCCUCCACCGACUCGAAGAGCUCGACAUCUUUAUCACGACAUUCGCUUCUCCAAAAGGAGAGCGAAACGUAGUGGUGGAGUAGCUGUGUCAUCGCAAGCGGACAAAGCAGCUGCUUCAUGCAUUGCUACAACGUCAGUUUUAGGCGAGAGCCAAAGAGCAGUCAUUGCGCAAGCCAUUGCUGGAUACCAAGCUCGAACGUGUAUACGAUUCGUGCCCAAGGCACAAACUGACCGUGAUUAUAUUGUGAUCUCCAAACUUGAUGGAUGUUACGCGGAUUUUGCUCGUGUCGGUGGCAGGCAACAAGUAUCUUUAGCGGAUGAAUGUAUGGAUUACGCUACGAUUAUACAUGAACUCAUGCACGUCGUAGGCUUUAUUCAUGAACAUCAAAGAGCGGAUCGAGACAAUUAUGUGGACAUCCUUUAUCAGAACAUCAUCCUAGGCGCCAACUCCGACUUUGAUAAAUUGACACAGUUGGAUCUUUCAUAUUAUGGAGAAGGCUAUGACUAUCUAUCUAUAAUGCACUACGAAAGCGAUGAAGGUAGUAAGAACGGUAGAAAUACGAUAGAAGCGAAGGACCCUCGAUAUACACCACUCAUGGGCAAGGGCAUCGAUUUUUCUCCAUCGGAUUUGAGACGAUUAAAUCGAGCUUAUACUUGCUAUGGCUACUACUUGUAA
Cylicocyclus nassatus is the source of this 783-nucleotide messenger RNA. NCBI's taxonomy places the organism in Eukaryota, Metazoa, Nematoda, Chromadorea, Rhabditida, Strongylidae. The record is from the annotation of a GenBank genome assembly.